Molecule: messenger RNA, 2484 nt
Organism: Sesamum indicum (sesame)
Lineage: Eukaryota; Viridiplantae; Streptophyta; Magnoliopsida; Lamiales; Pedaliaceae
Product: subtilisin-like protease 4
Biological process (GO): proteolysis
Molecular function (GO): serine-type endopeptidase activity
Source: RefSeq, a predicted model, not a curated record
CCACGGUCUUAGCUAGUUAUUGUCAUGGCUCUGCCUAAAUUAUUCUACGCUCUUAUUGCCGUUUUUUCUCUCUUUUGUACGCUAGCCCUUGCUGAUGAACUUCGUCCUACUGUCGAAAAAGGCAACUUGGAAACAUACAUUGUGCACGUGAAGAAGCCGGAGGGCCGUUUGGAAGUUCAACUUGACGACAUGAAGAGCUACCACCAGUCUUUCCUGCCUGUUAGAACUGCAGUUUCGUCUGCUGAUCGUCAACCAUUACUUUACUCAUACCGAAAUGUGAUCAGUGGCUUCUCAGCAAGGCUGACUGCUGAAGAAGUUGAGGCCAUGAAGGAGAAGGAUGGUUUCAUUUCGGCACGUCUAGAGAGGAUGUACCGUCCGUUGACAACCCAUUCUCCCAAUUUUCUUGGAUUGCACCAAGAAAUGGGAUUCUGGAAAAAAUCCAAUUAUGGUAAGGGAGUUAUUGUUGGAGUGCUUGACACUGGGAUUUUCCCCAGUCAUCCUUCAUUUAGUGGUGAAGAUAUGCCGCCUCCACCGGCUAAAUGGAAGGGAAAGUGUGAAUUUAAGGCAACGGAGUGUAACAACAAACUUAUUGGUGCAAGAUCGUUUAAUUUAGCAGCAAAUGCCUCAAGUUUAGAGGCGGAGACGCCACUUGAUGACGAUGGACAUGGAACGCACACGGCUAGCACAGCUGCAGGUGGAUUUGUCCAAAAUGCUAGUGCUCUUGGAAAUGCAUAUGGCACGGCAGUUGGGAUUGCACCUCAAGCUCACUUGGCAAUAUACAAAGUCUGCUUUGGACCAGACUGCCCUGAAAGUGACAUAUUAGCUGGCCUUGAUGCUGCUGUUGAGGACGGUGUGGAUGUACUCUCUAUAUCCCUUGGGGAGGAGUCAACUCCAUUUUACAACGACAAUUUAGCCGUAGGAUCAUUUGCAGCUGCUCAGAAAGGAAUAUUUGUAAGUUGUGCAGGAGGAAACUCUGGCCCUUCUCAGCAGACGAUAUCCAAUGAGGCCCCCUGGAUUCUCACAGUUGGAGCGAGCACUAUUGACCGAAGCAUCAGAGCCACGGCAAAACUUGGAGAUGGCCAAGAAUUUGAUGGUGAAUCUGUGUUCCAGCCCAAGGACUUCCCUCCAACGCUAUUGCCUCUUGUUUACGCUGGUUCUAAUGGGAAACAAGAUUCUGCAUUCUGCGCUAAUGGAUCCUUGUCUGGCGUUGAUGUCAAAGGAAAGGUAGUAUUGUGCGACAGGGGAGGAGGAAUAGCAAGAUUGGAUAAAGGCCGAGAAGUGAAAAAUGCCGGUGGUGCAGCCAUGAUACUGGCCAACCAACAGUCCGAUGGCUUCAGCACGUCUGCUGAUGCUCACGUUCUUCCUGCCACGCAUGUGGCCUAUUCUUCUGGACUGAAGAUCAAAGCCUAUAUAAACUCAACAACGUCUCCAACGGCCACAAUCUUGUUCAAGGGGACAGUAAUUGGAGAUCCAUUAGCCCCCAUUGUUGCUUCAUUCUCCUCAAGAGGUCCAAGCUUGGCGACUCCAGGGAUUCUGAAACCAGACAUCAUUGGUCCAGGCGUGAACAUCAUAGCUGCAUGGCCCUUUCCCCUGGACGGAUCCACAAACUCGAAACUGACAUUUAACGUCGAGUCAGGCACAUCCAUGUCGUGCCCUCACCUCAGUGGCGUGGCAGCUUUGCUCAAGAGCGCCCACCCCUACUGGUCCCCGGCAGCCAUAAAAUCAGCUAUUAUGACUACAGCUGAUCUCGUUAACAUUAAAGGCACAUCAAUCGUCGAUGAAAGACUAACUCCAGCAGACAUUUUUGCAACAGGGGCCGGCCAUGUUAACCCGUCAAAGGCUAAUGAUCCUGGACUAGUUUACGACAUCGCAGCAGACGACUACAUUCCUUACCUGUGUGGCCUGGGAUAUACAGACGAACAAGUCGGGAUAAUCGCACAUAAAUCAGUCCAUUGCACAUCGAAAAUCCCUGAAGGACAGCUAAACUACCCCUCGUUUUCCGCUACACUUGGAUCAUCUCAAACUUUCACUAGGACAGUGACUAACGUUGGUGAGGCAGUGUCAUACUAUACAGUAAAGAUUGUUGAACCGCAAGGAGUAAGCAUCAGUGUCCAGCCUGCGAAGCUGUCUUUCACAAGGGUGGGAGAGAAAGCAACAUAUUCUGUGACAUUCAGCCGCAGCAGUAACAUUUCCAAUACAUUUUCUCAAGGGUAUUUGCUGUGGGUUUCCACAAAACACACUGUCAGGAGUGUCAUAUCAGUGAAACUCAUCUGAGCUGCAUAUGCAGACGAAGCAAAACGUGAUUUGUAGAAAGAGAAAAAAAAAACCCAGAGAUUGAUGUGUCCAUGAUGCAUUCUUUGUGAAGCAUGAUGACAAAGAAAUCAAGUCACUGUCUUUCUCUGAAGAUUGCAAUUGCAUGCGUUAAUGAAUUACAUUGACUGCUUCAAACAAAUGUGCUUUAAACAUAUGUUUGUGUUUAUUAAA